UGUGUGUCUGUCGUUGCAGCGGGCAUGGGGAACCAGGUGGAGAAGCUGACCCAUCUGAACUACAAGGAAGUUCCCACGGCCGAUCCGACAGGUAUGGACAGAGAUGAAGGGCCCAGGAUCGGGGUCUCCUACAUCUUUUCGAAUGAUGAUGAUGAGCUGGAGCAGCAGCAGGAUUCAGUGCACGACCUAGGGGGUGAGCACCCAGCCCUGCAGCCUUAUGAUCCCCAGCUGCAUGAGGUGGAGUGCUCAGUCUAUUACCGGGAUGAGUGUAUUUACCAGAAGAGCUUUGCAGAGGAGGACACACUGCCAGAGGAGGGUGAUGAAGGAGGUGGGGGGCAUCUGAGCACCUACACCCCGGAGAACCUGCUGAAUAGGUGCAAACCGGGUGACCUGGUGGAGUUUGUGUGCCAGGCCCAGUAUCCGCACUGGGUGGUUUAUGUCGGAGAUUUUCAAGUGGUGCAUCUGCACAGGCUGGAGGGGGUGAACAGCUUCCUCACCGAUGCCAGCCAGGGCAGACGGGGCCGCAUUGCCAACCAGUUGUACCGCUACAAACCCCUCAGCCCAGCCGUGGUGGUGCGCAAUGCCCUGGAGCAGGUGGGUUGCAAGGACCGGGACUUGAGUUGGAGAAACUCUGAGUGUUUUGCUGCCUGGUGCCGGUAUGGCAAGCGGGAGUUUAAAAUCGGUGGGGAGCUGCGCAUAGGCAAGCAGCCCUACCGACUGCAGAUCCGGCUGGGUGACAAGCGCAGCCACACACUGGAGUUCCAGAGCCUGGAGGAUCUGAUUAUGGAGAAGAGGAGAAAUGACCAGAUUGGUAGAGCUGCUGUGAUCCAGGAGCUCUCCAGCCACCUGCAGGCUGCAGAGGAGGAGGAAGAUGAGGAGGAAGACCAUCAUCAUCCAGGUGCUCAGACUGCUGUGGAGUAG
Molecule: messenger RNA, 921 nt
Organism: Nestor notabilis (Kea)
Lineage: Eukaryota; Metazoa; Chordata; Aves; Psittaciformes; Psittacidae
Gene: LRATD2
Product: family with sequence similarity 84, member B
Exons: 1
Coding region: 25-921 (298 amino acids)
Source: RefSeq, a predicted model, not a curated record